AUGUUGUGCGCUAAUUGGUACUCUGUGGGCCGGUUCAGCCAUAUCGCUAUCAGCACGUGCGCACCGAGCAAGGCAGAAGCGGCCCUUCCAGAGGCGGCGCAAAUAGUGCCCCGCGGAAAGAACGUCACCAAACAAGGCCAAGCGCCCAUUCCAGUGAUUCCAACGUCCUCUGAACCGACCACCGCCACAAUCACAACCGCAAUCACGACCGCAAUCACAGACUUUGCCCUCUCUCCGGAUACGAACGAACGCUGCUACAUCUCCCUACUGCGCAGCUCCAGUGCCUCUUCCAGGGCUACGCCAAACAAGUGGGAUCCUUGUCAAUCCCCAAACUCUACGCCAAAGGAAUUCCCGACGACAUCUUUUCCGCCCAUCGCAAGAAAGGUCUCAAGGACCAAGGGUACACUCUAUCCAUUGUACGACUCGCGGUUUCUCACGCAGUUUGCGCUCGUGGUCAUACGGAGCACGUCAGAGGAGGAGGCUGGGACAAGCAAUCACGAAGAAGUAAACAGAGAGCGGCAACGACGACGAGGACAGGAACUACCAGAACACUAUCAAGGUGCAUGUUGCUGGUGGCGCACACUACAAGUACAAUUGGCGACAAUGGACAACAUCCGGGCCCUGUUCCAGAAGCCUGACCCGCAGGCACAGCUUCGGAAAUGCAACACACUCCUGCGCUCCAACAUGCGCAAAAUCGACCGCGACAUUGCCAAUGCCAAGCGCGCCGAAAUCACGACAAAAAAUCUCAUCAUCCAGGCCGACCGCCGCGCCCAGCGUGAUCCCUCCCGCGCCAAACAGGCGCAACGCGAGGUCCGUGACUUUGCGCGCGAACUCGUGCGUGCCCGCCGCACGUCGGCGCGCCUCGUGACCGGCCGUGCUCAGCUCAACAGCGUCCAGAUGCAGGUCAGCGAGGCCUUUGCGAUGCGCAAGAUCGAGGGUUCCAUCCGCGCCAGCGUCGGCGUCAUGCGCGACGUCAACCAGCUGAUCCGCCUGCCCGAGCUCGCGGGCACGAUGCAGGAGCUGAGCGUGGAGCUCAUGAAGGCCGGGAUCGUCGAGGAAAUGGUCAACGAGACGCUGCCCGAAGACGACGCCGCCCUGUUCGAGGACGAGGACGUGGCCGAGGCCGACAGCGAGGUCGACCGGGUGCUCAGCGAGAUUCUGAAAGACCGCAUGGCCGCGACAGGCCCGGUGCUGCCGUCGACGCCCGUCGGCACAACACCCGUACCGGCGGCGGCCGCCGAACCCGCUGUGCCGGUGGCGCGCAACAAGGUCGCCAUUGCCGAGGGCGGCCCCAACGGGGACGAGGACGAAGAGGACGAGGAGGACACGGAGGCCAUGAUGGCGCAGAUGCGCAACAGGCUGGAGUCUCUGCGGAGCUGA
Molecule: messenger RNA, 1380 nt
Organism: Sporothrix schenckii 1099-18
Lineage: Eukaryota; Fungi; Ascomycota; Sordariomycetes; Ophiostomatales; Ophiostomataceae
Product: ESCRT-III subunit protein VPS24
Exons: 3
Coding region: 1-1380 (459 amino acids)
Biological process (GO): late endosome to vacuole transport; endosome transport via multivesicular body sorting pathway; protein transport
Cellular component (GO): multivesicular body; ESCRT III complex
Source: RefSeq, a predicted model, not a curated record